UACAAUUGGCAACACUUAUAUUCGCUUGUUUGAGCUUGAACGAAAUUGUAAAGUGCUUAUCACGAAUUUUAAGUUUUUCCUGGGUUUUUCUAUGUUAGAAUAAAUGAAAUUAUUCUGCGUAACUACAUGACUAAGUACCGAGAGUAAUUGUAGUAAUUUUAGUGUUAAUAUAACAGUGUAACAGUAAGUGUUAUUUACGGUGUAUCGCACUUUCAUUUUCGCAUAGUUACAAAAUAUUGCAAAAUGACUUCUGCACUUUAUUUAGAGCAUUAUUUGGAUAGUCUUCAGCAUCUUCCUAUAGAAUUACAGAGAAAUUUUAAAUUAAUGCGUGAUCUAGACGACCGUGCCCACGGACUAAUGAGGACAAUCGACCUUAUGGCUGACGAGUUGUUACCAAAUAUUCCUAAAAUGGACGAGGAGACCAAGAAAGAAAAGGUAAAUACAAUACAAGGCCUUUUCAAUAAGGCUAAGGAGUACGGAGACGAUAAAGUACAACUCGCGAUUCAGACAUAUGAGUUGGUUGACAAGCACAUACGUCGCCUUGACUCUGACCUCGCGCGGUUCGAAUCUGAGAUACAGGAGAAAGUAAUGAGCGCACGUGCGGCUCAGCAGGCUGCCGCCGACCAGGAGCCCAACGCAGCCACCGUCAAGAAGGGCAGGAAGAAGAACAAGAUGAACGACAAGACCACAGCUACAACAGGUAAAAAGAAGCGCGCUGGAGCGUCCAGCGAGGAUGACGCCGUCGCGUCUGGCAGGUCGGCCGCCAAGAAAAAGGCGGUUCGCAAGGGUGCAACUGCCACUGCCAAUGCAUCUAAAGAACAAGAAGAAAAUGCAGAUUUGGAUUCAGUUGGUGGCAUGGCACAUCCAAGUGACGUUCUGGACAUGCCUGUCGAUCCUAACGAGCCUACCUACUGCCUGUGUCAUCAAGUGUCAUACGGGGAGAUGAUAGGUUGUGAUAACCCUGACUGUCCUAUUGAGUGGUUCCACUUUGCCUGUGUUGACCUUAAAAUCAAGCCUAAAGGUAAAUGGUACUGCCCUAAGUGUACACAGGACAGAAAGAAGAAAUGAUCUACGGCCAAACCUCCAGCCAAGCAAACAGAUAAGACUGUGACUAUUAAGAAAGAAGUGAAGUGACUAGCUUUAGUUGUAAGCUACAUUAAUAUAUUCUAGUAUUUGUAGGUAAGACGUCAAAUGUGAUGAUAUUAUAAUGUUUAUGUCACUAAACUAAGACAUAUGGAGACAAUUAUACAAUACUUGAAAUGCAUGUGCAAUAAUUGUGAAACUUAAGUUAUUGUAUUAAGCAUCUAUUGUUAUGUCAUCCAGACAUGAUAAGAGAAAACAUAACAUUAUGGUAAUGUUGAGUUUAUUUAUCAAAUUUAUAUAUUAUGUAUAUUGAGAGAUACUUUAUAUAUUUGCUGCCUUAACUGUACAAGGUGUAUGUCGCUCACAAUAAAGGCAAGCUUCUCUUACAAAUGUUGGAUGUGUCAUUUCAAUUAUGAGAAAACAAACUAAAUAAAAAUGUACAAUUGCACAAAAUAAUAGUGUUCAAUUAAUAUUGUUAUGAAAUAGCUGCCCUUACUUAUAAUAAUAGUACUACAUAAAUUAUAAAUAAAUGAAAUUAAUAUAUAAAAUGCUAGAAACAAUAAUAGCAGCUUGUAUUGUUAAGGGUAUUCUUAUGAUGUUAUCAUAUGCCUUAUUUAGCAUUUAUUCAUAAAUGGCAUAAUGACGCAGUCAUAGUCUUAGGAAGUUUUUGAUAAAGUUAGAACUAGUUUAAAGUUAUCAAGAAUUACUGUGCAUUCUACGCAUGCAGGAUAAGUUAGGACUCCUACUUUGUUUUGUUUUAAGUUGUAAUUUAGCCUGUAUGCAUAGCAUGACUUAAAUUUUUAUAACAUUUGUAUAAAGAAAUGGCUUUCAAUGGCUAGUUGCCUCACACAUAAUAUACAAAUAGUCUGAACACUAAUCUAACUGUCAAAUAAUAAGUUAUUUAAAUAAGAGGGUUGAUAUUGAUUGUCCACACAGAGAUAUAGACAGAUUUUGUUGGGCAGAUACAGUUUUAUUCUGCUAUUGUAUUUUUAAGUACCAUGUUCUGGAUUACCCUAAUUUAAUUUUGACAUUAAAAAAUAUUCAACCACCAUUAAUUUGGUUUUGCGAGUGAGUUUCACUUUCUAACUAGAAUCAAUAUGGUUAUGAAAUCAAUUUUGAAAAAUAAGCCAGUGUUUUUCAUAGGCUACUAAGUAAACAUUGUUGUAAAAAAAAAUUAAUAAUAAUUAAAAAAUAUUAUUUUGUAGAUACUUGAUUUGAUAAUAAAGUAUUCAGUUACGAAAUUAUUGCAUAAUAUUUCUAAUAAUGUAUUAAUUGAAAGAGAGACAUUUCCUUCUAAUUUCACAAAUUGCUGUUAUUAAAUAUUUCAAUACUGUAAAUAUUAUACAUUUAUGUCAAUAAAUCAUAAAAAUUGUUUAAAUGGAAUGGCCAAGUAAAGAUAGUUCAAGGUGGACAUGUAAAUACAACUAUUAAUAUAAGAAGAUCCUAUAGAAAAUUUACGCCUGUAGUUAGUCCUAUUUAACCACAUUAAAAAGAUAUUAGUAUUUUGA
Molecule: messenger RNA, 2591 nt
Organism: Helicoverpa armigera (cotton bollworm)
Lineage: Eukaryota; Metazoa; Arthropoda; Insecta; Lepidoptera; Noctuidae
Gene: Ing5
Product: inhibitor of growth protein 5
Exons: 1
Coding region: 244-1068 (274 amino acids)
Biological process (GO): regulation of DNA-templated transcription
Cellular component (GO): nucleus
Source: RefSeq, a predicted model, not a curated record